Molecule: messenger RNA, 714 nt
Organism: Schistocerca nitens (vagrant locust)
Lineage: Eukaryota; Metazoa; Arthropoda; Insecta; Orthoptera; Acrididae
Product: zyxin-like
Exons: 3
Coding region: 1-714 (237 amino acids)
Source: RefSeq, a predicted model, not a curated record
AUGCCAACGGUCGUCUGGAAGCAGCCGCGCCUUCCAACUUCGCUGCCGCCCCCAGGGCAGCAGCAGCAGCCGUCGCCGCUACCGCGCCGACAGCCCGUCCCGUUGAUGCCUCCCGCGCAGCUUCAUCCGGGAGCGCCCCAGGUGGUCGCUCCGGCGCCUGCGGUCCCUCUUCAGUCGCCACCGCCUUCGGAGCUGAUGGACGUCGACCCCUCAGCCGGGCCGCCUUCCCAAGCGGUGGCUGUGCAGCCUGUCCUGCAGCUGCUUUGCUUAGGCAUCCCCAAGGAGUCUGGCACCGCAGCGCCUUGUCCGGCGCCCACUCAGCAGCCGUCGACGCAGCGUCAGGAGACGCUGCCUCUCUUCGUGCGUCCCGACGCCCCGUCGCGUCCCGUACCAGAAGCUGCGCCCAUGGUCACAGGCGUGCACCCUGACCUCGGUUUUCAGUCGGUGUUUCCAGAGGCCCCCCGCAGCCAAUGCUGGGGUGCGGACCGGGGACUGCCACCGACAACAGUCUCCGCCCCGAGCAGGCUGGAAGCAGUACGUCCAGGAUGUACUGCUGAGGGCUUGGUGGAAGUCAGUGCAAGUGAGACACAAAAAUACUCCCUGAAUCCGGAGGCUCCAAUUUUUGUGAGUGCACUCAGCGAGACAGAUGGACAUCCAGUGGACCUUUAUCCAGUCUCAAACUUGAAUCCAUGGGCACCAGUUUUCCACGGGUAA